Messenger RNA from Symbiodinium natans, 276 nucleotides. Lineage: Eukaryota; Dinophyceae; Suessiales; Symbiodiniaceae. The record is from the annotation of a GenBank genome assembly.
AUGGCACUGCGCGUGCCCACCAUCGACGUGUCCGUUGUGGACCUCACGGUGGAGUCGGAGGGAGACAUGAAGGGCUACCUGGGCUACACGGACGAGGCCCUGGUCUCCACGGACUUCGAGACCUGCCCUAUCUCCUGCACUUUCGACUCGAAGGCUGGAAUCAUGCUGGACCCUACCUUCGUGAAGGUCGUGUGCUGGUAUGACAACGAGUGGGGCUACUCCUGCCGCGUGGUGGACCUUAUCAAGCACAUGGCCGCCGAGGACGCCAAGGCGUAA